Molecule: messenger RNA, 4146 nt
Organism: Bemisia tabaci
Lineage: Eukaryota; Metazoa; Arthropoda; Insecta; Hemiptera; Aleyrodidae
Source: RefSeq, a predicted model, not a curated record
AAUAGAACGUUACACAAACAGCUGAAUUUAGAAAUUCGUUCAAAUUAUAAAAUGCCUUCCUUAAAAGUAGAUCUCGAAGUAAAUUGAAAAAUGUCUGUAUAUCACCGUCGCGGAGUUUUUGUUUAAUGUUCCAAGGUAGAGCAUUUAUAAUUUGGAUAGCCGAAAAUUUGCAAUCUUGUUCAGAUAGUUUCAGUCGGACUUCGGACAGUACUACUUCGCCAGUAACGCACUUAUUAUUUGUCCGUCACAAAAUUUAGUCCCUUAAAGUUGGGUCGUUUUCAAACUCAACAAUUCGAUGCACGUUGUUGGUGCUUCAUCACAGUACAGGUGCCACUGGUGCCAGUUCUCCAGAAAAUAGUGCCUGCGGACGUGGGAAAUUUGCAAAUGCGGGCAGAUUAAGCUGCACAAAUUGAUCAUGAAAGAGUGGUUUUUGGAUUUUCCUGACGUAAUCAACGGAUUCUCGAGCGAUUUAACAUGUUUAAGGGCUACUCAGAGAACUGCAUCCUUGAAAGCGACGCUUACGUAGUAACAGACACAUUUUUGUACCAUCUGACAAAAUUGAUUGGUUUCUAGUUACACAUGAAAAAAGGCGGUGUGCUCUAAAAAUGAAAUGCUCCACUGAUUAGAUUACGAUUUUUAGAGGAGAUAUAGGAUGAUUCGAUUUGUGAGCAUAUUUUUGUCUCGGCGGCUUAAAGCAGUUUGCUUUCAACACCCGUUAAACACGCGAAAAUCGGUUGUGCUUCAUUCAGUUUGCUGUUCAACAUUACGUGUUUUCAAUUUCACUGAAAAAGCAAAAGAACUUGAAUUAAAACUCAUUUCGAAUCAAAACUGCAUUUGCGUAAAUUAAUUUAACCUGCGUGAUUACUGAAUUCAAUGAAAAUUAAUGUUGAGGCUGAUGAAAAUGUAACACGAAACAACAACAAAAUGUUCGAGUCGUCGAAGGGAAAAGUUCGUGAGAGAUUUGUUGCAUUCUGACUUCUGUGUUCAUGCCGAAAAAGUUCUAUGCAAGUAAAUUGCAUUAGUGUUUAGGUUCCUUUAAAUCCCCGCCAUCAAAUAGUGCUUCCGAAUUCUGAACUGCAAACAAGAACCAAACUACUGCCAAUCGAUGCGUUUGUAAGGAAGAUAUACAAACCGACUGACGAAAAAUCAAAUCAAUGAAGCUCACUCUAAACUUACCAACUAUUUUAUCCCAUUCGUUCUACAAAUAAAUUGUACCAUCUGAUAAUCUCCUUUCUUUAUCAAAUGUGAUGGGUAACUUUUUGUGCAGAUAAAGGAAAGCAUUUUGUGAGAAAAAAAGAACAAAAUAUAUGAAUGAACGAUUCCUAGUUUAAACAGCAUUGCUUUCAUCAGCUAUCAUGCUUACGACAUUAGGCAUCGCAUGGCUGAUUUUCUGUAUCAUAAAAAAGGCUGAAAUGAAGGAUACAAAUCCAUUCCUGGCGGCUAUCAAUUCCUCGUUCUACGUGGACAAAACGGGCCUCAUUGAGUAUUUCCACAACACGUUCGAUCAUCCGAUUUAUUUUACUGCUCCUCUCAGUUUUGGUAAAACCACCAACUUACUCAUGCUUAAAACCUUCUACGACAUUAACAUUUCUGAAAAUGGAACCAUCCUAAAGAAAGAAGAGACAGAAAACUAUAAAAGUUUCCAGAGGGUGAAAAACCUCACCGUAGCAAGAACCAAUCAAACGCUGGUGGACGAAGACAAAUUCUUUGAAUCGAAUUUCGGGAGUCAACCUGUCAUCUACCUGUCUUUUAAAGAACUCCAACUGGACCGCAUUGACGGCCUGAAACUACUUAUGAUCGAUGCGUUCAAAACUCACCCUUACUUAAACAUUUCAGAAAAGCUGACGUCUGAGGAAAAGGUGUUAUUCGGAAAAUUUUCCAGUGGUGAGGUGAGUGGGGAGCAACUUAUCGAAAGCAGUGGUGGUACUCUGGCCAAACUGUUGAGCAAACACUUCAAAAAGCCUUGUAUCCUAUUGGUCGAUGAUUUUGAUGAACCGGCCAUAAAGUUACUUAAAAAUGGGUCAGCAGGUGAGGAGCAUAAUCUAAAAAUAAUCAAAAAUUUUGUAAACGACCUUUUUUCGGACAAAAAAACAGUCAAUAGAGCGUUUCUGACGGGCAAGACGCGUUUGGCCGGCAUGUACACGCCACCCAGCGUCAUACACUACCAAUUUACCCUUCACUCAGGCAUCACUAACUUUUUCAGUGUAGCAAACACUGAAUUAAGUGGAUUGACCUUGAAUGCUACAGUUCUGGUCCGGCUGUUCGUGCUUAAAGAUUUUUACAAAGGUUUCACAACGGUGAACUCAACCUACACUUUAUACGAUCCAAAAACUAUCACCAAACUCCUAGAGGGUCGUAACCAUUCCCGUCUUCUUGACUCAGUGGAGUUCCUAACGCAAGUUCUUGACGACAAAGAGGUCAGGGAUAAAUUAGAGCUUGCGGUUAGAACUUGGCGUGAGCCUUCAUCGUUUCAUAUCACUGCCCCAAAAGAAACCGAUCACGAGAGGUGUGCGGCUACCUUGGGGAAAAUUUUCAAGCACAGUGCCUCUAAGUCUGCGCUGGAGUUGGACAAACCUGAUCGGAACUGCCUAUUCUACUACUUGUUCGAACUGGGUUACGUAACUUUCGCGGUUUCCGAACAAAUCGGGUCGGAGUUCAAGCUGGAAGUGCCGGACUUGGCAGCUUACUAUUCUUUGGGCUCUCAGCUGGAGAGGUUUUGGCUGGGCCACCUCCACACCACCAACGCCACCGCCAAAGACUUCGUCGAGACGCUCAUGAAUUUAGACUGGAGGGUCUCGUCUUUCGAAGCGUUCGCCGACAGCGUGGAGAUGGUGUUCAAGGAGUGCCCACACCCUCCAACCUCCCGGGAGGAUCUACGCUCACCACUGUUCACGUUUCUGGCCACCAGAGUGCGGGAUUAUCUGCUUUUGGAACUUAGGUGCGGUGAUCCGGACAGCGGGCUAGUGGACCUUUUCGCUGAGACGCGGCGUUCGGCGGAUCAUGCGCGAAACGAUGUCUUGCUUGAGUUUGUGCUUAGUAACUGUACAAGGGAGGAUUUUGAUAAAAACAAUAGAACAAAAAGCUGGGUGGAGUUCAUAAAAACCGUUGAUCCCGAAGAGUAUACUCAUAAUAAGGAGUCGCUGAUGUUUCUAGUGGUUGAGAUUUGUUUUAACGGAGAUGACAGUUUAGAGUUCGCUUUUAGUCACGCUAGUAAGAACAGUAUUAAAGCGCACUAUGUAUUUAGGGAAAUCAACCAAUGGAAGUCAGAGGAGAUGAAAAAAGUAUAACUAUCUACGGGCUGAUUUUUGAAAUUGAUAGACAAAGCGAUAGAAAAGGAGACAUAGAGAGUACGGAGCGAUCCUCUUGGUUGAAAUGAGUGGUUCCUAUGGAGUAAGGGAGAAAAUGAUAGACUAACUAUUCGGUCUCUCGUGGGUUAGUUAGUCUAUUACCUAUUUCCUUUCGCCAUUGCAACCACUCGCUUCAACUAAUAGGGUCCCUUCAUAUCCCUAUAGUCUUCUUUGUCUAUAGCAUUGUCUAUCAAUUUAAAUAAACGACCCACUAGUUGAAUCAGUGAGAGCAAAGCUCUGCCCCUUGAAACGUGGUUUCAAAAGAACAAGAGAGCAUGUUUCUCCUUCAUUUUUAGUGGAUAUGCGUCUAUUUUGACGAAUGGGUGCUGAUUAUGCCUACCCCUUCGAAUGAAAGCAAACAUUGAUCCAACCUGGAGAACAAAGUUUGAAGCGAGCAACAAGCUUUGACCUUCAUUUGGACGGAUAUGUAAAAACGCAUCCGACGCGUAGAAAUAUUUGCAUCCUCAGUUGCUGCCGUGCCUACUUGUUUAACGUUCUGCGAAUACCAAAUGCCGCCUCCCCACUUGAAAAAGGAAGAGUAUCUUGGUAUGCGGUUUUACAGGAUACUUUUUCAAGCUUUUUUUAAAAUUUUGGGGACUUCGAAUCAAUACAACGCCACUUCCAAAAACUUAGAGGAAAUAUGUUUGGGGGGAUUUUUUUAUAUUUAUUUUACACUACAAGCUAAAGAAAGAGUUUAACUUAGUAAAAACGGUGGUUUUUAAAAGAUCAAUGACCAUGCUAUUCUGGUUAUCUCUGAUGGAAAAACUUGAAAAAUAAAUUACAGUCAUUCUUUCGAUAA